GAAACCAAUUACUUCUACGAGGACUUUUUCGGUGAGAAAGAAAGUGCGAUGGCGACUGAGUAUAGAGGACAUCAAAAGUACAAUAAUAGAGGACCAGGAAUCGGUAUUGAAGGGAAACAGUGGGUUUCGUUAAUUGAUUCUUUCAUGAACUGUUCUAAUUACAUACCUAUUAUGUUUUUUCUGCUGAAACAGACGAUCGCGAAAUUAGAAGAAGAGAAUCUAGCACCGCGAUCGUGGGAACUGAGUGGGGAGGUAAACGCCCAGCAGAGGGCCGAAAACGAGUUGCUAGAGAAAGAUGUUCAGUUCGAUCAUGGAACUAGGAAAGCUCCCGAGAUAACGGAGCUGUUCACGGAGAAGCUAGAGGAAUUGAUUCGGCAGCGCAUAAAGGACAAGGCGUUUGAUGAUGUUAUCCGAAAGAAGCGAGUUGAAGAGCGAACAGAAAUUUAUAGAAAUCAGGCGAUUGAAGAACAAGAGAUGCUUAGGACCUCUCUUGCCGAAAUAUACGAGAAGGAAUACCAGAAAACUGCUGGGGACGUGAAAACCCCGGAUACCGUAAACGAACAACAUGCAGCCGUUGAGAAACAGAUGCGAGAACUGUUUCGUCUUAUCGACGCCUUGUCAAACUUUGAUUAUACACCUCCGGAAGUCCGACCGGAAAUUCGUGUGGUUUCAAAUAUGCCAGCGUUGAGAGUGGAAGAAGUGGGUAUGGUUGCAUCAACAGAUGAACAACUUCUAGCCCCCGAGGAGAUGAAGAAACCUCAAAAGGGCAACCUAAAAUCGAAAGAUGAAUUUGAUCGUACUGAUAAAUUGCGGCAGCGCAGAAAGAAGAAGAAUCGUCAGAGGUACACUUUUUCAAUGGUAGAGAUGUUUGGGAAGGAGGUUUUGGAAAACCGAAAGAAAAUGAAGAAGAGAAAAGGAUUGAGUGAAGACGAAGUCAAUGCUACUGAUAAGCUGAAGAGUAGCAACUUCUUUACUAAAUUGCAAGAAACUGUUCGAAGCGUAAUUUAG
Molecule: messenger RNA, 1008 nt
Organism: Angiostrongylus costaricensis
Lineage: Eukaryota; Metazoa; Nematoda; Chromadorea; Rhabditida; Metastrongylidae
Source: the annotation of a GenBank genome assembly